This is a messenger RNA of Erythranthe guttata (spotted monkey flower), 983 nucleotides long. The record is from RefSeq and is a predicted model, not a curated record. Lineage: Eukaryota; Viridiplantae; Streptophyta; Magnoliopsida; Lamiales; Phrymaceae.
AUAAAUAAAAAGAUGAGUUUUCACAUCCAUGGGUUCAUUGCCAUGAUACUUUCAGUCUUUCACGCUAUAGCUAGUCUUUAAUAUAUAUGUGUGGUACUAUCUAACUUUUUUUUUUUUUUUUUUUAUGUUGACGACAUUUCUUUUAUAAUUAUUUCCUGCCAUUUUCCUCGUACAGGUGGUUAUUACUACGAAUCCUUACACAUAACAACAAUACUUACAAUCACACCACAUAUAUAUAUUUAUAUAUAUAUAUAUCUGCAAAAUAGAAAUUUUAAGUAUAAAAAUGGAGAAGCUUCUUAAUCACUACGAUAAGGAGUGCAUGAAGAUGGCUAUGUUAAAGCACGAGGAAACAUUUCGAGGCCAGGUUUACGAGCUCCACCGUCUCUAUCAAAUACAGAAGUUGCUAAUGAAAGAAAUCGCCAAAAGCCCGACGAAUUACAGAAGCGCGUCGUCGCGCAAAUUAGUCCAGCCCGAAUUGCAGCAGUUUAAUGUUCUGGAAUCCGGCGGCACGGUGGCUGCCGCCGCCGCCAAAUGCAGAUCAGUCGUUAUUACUGAAAUCGACGGACACGAUCAUCUGAUGAAUAGCGAUCUUGAGCUGACCUUGGGCCCGAAAAAAUAUUACACGAAGAAGGUCGUUAGCAAAGCCUGCGAGCAUGCAACUGACCAAUCAGAUUCCGGGCCGAGCUUUUCUUCUUCCUCCACAGGAUCGUGCCACGUGGCCAUGGGACGAAGAAACACGAGAAGAUCAGAUCACUACGAGUUGCAGAAGAAAUUGCCAGGCCCGGAAAUUAUGGCAAGUAAUAAUAAUAAUAGUAAUAAUCAAGAUAGAUUAAAUAGCAGCCCGCCUUGGAUUUUCCAGGCCUUGAGCCUCAACAUGACUUGAUAUAUAUUUAAUUAAUUAUCUUAAUUCUCUGAUUAAUCUGUGUGAUUAACUUUGUUGAUUAAUGUAUGUGAUUUUUAUUCUUAGAAUUUAUUUUUUCAUG